Molecule: messenger RNA, 515 nt
Organism: Rubroshorea leprosula
Lineage: Eukaryota; Viridiplantae; Streptophyta; Magnoliopsida; Malvales; Dipterocarpaceae
Source: the annotation of a GenBank genome assembly
GCUGUUCUCGGUGGAAGGGCUGGAGGGCACCGGUUGAGGCUCUAGUUACGGUCCGGCCGCGCCGAUCCAAGUUUGGGGCCAAGAAAUUUGGAUAGCGCUCUUUUUUCAGGGCGCGUUUUCGCCGGAUCCAGCGCCGUCGUUCUUUGGAUUGAAGCUCCCAUGGCGGCGAACGGAGCCUGGAGGACAGAUCCGGCACUGUGGCAAGUCGAAUUGGCCUUCUACAGCGUUCGAUCGAUGCCUGGAGGAAAGACCCUGUCUCCGUGACGUGCUCAUUGCUUUAGGCUCCGAUUGACUCUUCCAUGGUGACUGCCGUUGAACUGGGAGAUAGAUCCGGCGUUGUUCCGGAUCUGACACAAAUAGAGCACCGAAGUGGUGCUAUGUUUCCUACUGUUACACAGCAGCCGUCAUUGUUCUACUGGCCAACCGGUGUUUCUACGAGGCAGUGGCCGUAUCGCCUUACCUUGGAUCCGCGGCAUCCGUCCUUGUGAAUUUUAAAGGGAGGGCAUGCACUCAGA